CCCGCUGGCUGCGGUGGGUCUGGAAGCGGCCGGUGGGAUCCGCUCAUCAGUAAAACCCCUGCUGCGGUCAGCGAGGGGGGGUCUGCUGGCUCGGCCUGAGAGCUCCCCCUUUGACCUGUCCCACCCCACUGAGCUGUGAGGGCCCGGAGCCGCCGAGGUCCUCGCCCGACUUCUGCGGCUGCUUCGGCCCUCACAGAGGGGAUUUAUCUGUAGAGGUGACAGCCCGUUUCAGACGGGCUUUUAUUUUUGUUUUCCACCUGUUUGAAUGAAAAUUUCGCUAAAACCUAUAACUUUCAGAGUUGAAUGGAUUGCUGCAGUCUCUUUAGCUGCUGGAGCAGCUGCUGUUGGAUAUCUAGCUUACAAAAAAUUUAUCUCUAAAGACAAAUGCUGCAAAGCAAUGGUGAAUCCCCAUAUCCAGAAGGAUAACCCCAAGGUAGUCCAUGCCUUUGACAUGGAAGAUCUGGGAGACAAGGCUGUGUACUGUCGUUGUUGGAGGUCUAAGAAGUUCCCACUGUGUGAUGGCUCUCACACAAAGCACAACGAGGAGACUGGCGACAACGUUGGGCCUCUGAUCAUCAAGAGGAAGGAGGCAUAGAGUGGACAGUAGAAACUACAGAAUCAGUGUCUGACAAAUCCUCUGUUCUCUUGUAAUUGGGGGGAAAAAACCCACAAAUUCUUUGUCAUAUCACUGAAGACUUCCCAGUGUAGUAUAUACAUCAGGCUUCAGCAUGUAUAUUUUCUCUGGUGCUUGUCUUUCAGUCACUACAAUGUGUAAUUUACUAAGUAGUUAUGGUUUAAAUUUUUUGUCCUGUAAAGUGUGUGUACCCUCUCACUGAGUGUGAAACUAAAAUGAGUCACAGAAUGUACUUCAUCAGGAAAUAGGUAUUAAAUUAUUUUCAAAUACAUGUGUAUCAAAAGGUAAAUACUAAAACCCUGGAGAGGUUCUGAAGUCACAGAGCUGGACAGAUGUCCAUGUAAAAGGCAAUGGCAGGGCAGAAAUUGCAGUGUCAUCUUAAUCUCUGAUUAUGCUGCAUUUUCUGCAGGUGUCACAUUUGUCUUGUUACACUACUGUGCUGUAUGGCUUCUGUAAACGAACAAAUUCAACAUUGCUAGUUAUGAACAGACAACAGGCUGAAAGUAAGAUGGGGCUAGAGGGCAAGUUUACCUUUGAUUUUACAGCAGUGUUGAAACUUGACCUUACUUCCAUUUGAUAUCAAGAAAAUACUAUCCAAACCGCAGAUCUGUAUUUAGAGUAGGAUUAGGGAAAUGGUCUCUGAGAGAUUUCUUAAUAGAUGAGUGGAAUGACACAAAGUGCUUCAAGAGUGAUGGGCAGAGGGUGGCAGGGUUGUUUUUGCUGUUGGAGAGAGCCUUAGUUUUGCUUGCAGUCUUUCAGCAAAGCCAACUUCCUCAGACCAUGGGAUGCUUCUGUGGAGUGGCUAUGCUGAUUAAUUCUAGAAGCUAAAAUAAAAACUAAAACCCCACCCAUCAUCACCAUCUGCUUCACCAUUGCACUGGCUGGUUCUGGAAAGCUUUUCCUGCUGAGAAGGGAGGAGGCAUACCUUUCUUACUAUGUGGCUUAGGUUCUAUGUGUCUUAACUCCUGCCUCCCUGAGCUGCUAAUGUGGUUAAGCUGAUUUUACCAAAAAAUCCUGGCAUGAAUGAAGAGAGGCUUUGAAAACAGACAGAAACAAGAAGGAAGGAUGAAACAGAGAGAGCUCUUACCCUCCUUACCCAUGGCACUUGUCUUCUUGUUUGGCAUGGUUGCAUUAAUAGCUGUCAUUUUGGUUUCCUUAAAUAGCUUUGAUUUAUUAACAUGCAUGUAAGUACAAAGCAAAACCCAAAGAGUGGGGCAACAGGGGGAAAUUUUGUACUAAAUCCAGUCCAUGAGUGUAACUGCGGCCUGCAUAAGAUUGAGCUCUGAAUAUCCUGGGACAAGAAACUACCUCAGGGCUAGAUGAAAGGCCUUGUUAAGAAGCUGGCAUUUUAGCCUGGACCCUUAAGGAUUCUUCAGAUGAUCAGGGCAGGAGAGGUUCUGUUUAUUUUAUUUUUUAAGAGUGGUUGGUACAACUAGUUAAAACUGAAGAUGUUUUGCAUAGUCUCUGUGUGAGGCUUUCAGAGGCUGAGGUCUUGGCCAGCUGGUCUGGAUUUGGGCAGCAGGCACAAAAUGUAAAGAAGGAGGCACAGGUAGAGAAAGGUGGAGUGUUGGAGUAAGGGCACUACUGUCCAGGAGACCUCUAUUUGAAAGAAGUUACAGUCAAAUACGUUAGUCUUUUCUGUCUGUCUUGAGUGUAAAGACACUCAAUAUUUUUUACUUUGCUGAGUACUAAUGCAUAUGGAAAGUUGUUUUAACCUAAAAUUAUCAAAUACAUUUUAUCCAAAGCAGAGUAACUCCUGUAUUAUUAAAGUAUGACACUGGAUAUUUCUGUAUUUUUGUCAAAUACCCAUUUGAGCUCAUCUUAAUCUCAAGGCUUUAGUCUGUGUUCUCAUGGGUAUACUUUUUCUUUCAGUAGUGCUGUACAGCAGUGCUGCUGUAGUCAUGAACAUGUGUCUGGAGUGGAUUUUCCAUCUGAAACUCCUUUUUCUGUCAACAUCAAAACCUGGCUGCUCCUGAAGGAAUAGAAAUCCAGUGUUAAUGGUCUAAGAAAUGAAGUCCUAAGGUCUUCAGAUGAGUCUCCCGAGUCAUAAAAGUAUUUUGUGGAGUUUGCCAAUAAAAUAUUUUUGGGAGUUUGGGAAGUGGGCCCUUUGGGAAGUUUUUAUUUCUGGGAAGCAAAGUUGCAGAAGCAGAAUCUGUGUUGAUUUACAUCCUAGUGACUUUUGUUUUGGAGAAGUAUUGCAUUUCUGAAUGUUCAUUUGAGUGUUCAGAUCUUAAUUAGAGGCACAUACAAUUCCUGUACUGUACCUUAUUUAUGCAAGCUGUUCAAAUGUGAUGAUGAGAAGAGUCUUGGAUUUGAAGAAACAAACUUAACCAAGCAGUCUCAAUGAGCAUCACAGAGAGCACUUAAUUUUUUCUCUUAGUACCGUAAUAGGUUGUCAUGUUCUAAUGGGCAGAGUGCUUGACUGUUGCAAUGUUCUCCUAAGUCUCUUUCUUUAGUGCUUUCCUCAAAUACUCUCUAGAGUAUGAAGUGCAUUGGUUACAUUUCUACCAGUUUUAACCAUAAAGAAAUUAUGCAAAUGGUGCAAUUUUGACUUCAGAUUGAAACUCCUAAUAUAAAGCCUUCAAAAAUUAAAGCAGAGAAAAAUCCCUGCUGCAGAGUAAAACUGUUUCUGCUCCUUAUUGUUAUUUUCAGCAUGCAAGUGUUUGUUGGGAAGGUCAAGAAAUUAAAGUACUGAUUCUUGAGUAA
Molecule: messenger RNA, 3340 nt
Organism: Poecile atricapillus (Black-capped chickadee)
Lineage: Eukaryota; Metazoa; Chordata; Aves; Passeriformes; Paridae
Gene: CISD1
Product: CDGSH iron sulfur domain 1
Exons: 3
Coding region: 266-595 (109 amino acids)
Biological process (GO): regulation of autophagy
Cellular component (GO): intracellular membrane-bounded organelle; mitochondrial outer membrane
Molecular function (GO): 2 iron, 2 sulfur cluster binding
Source: RefSeq, a predicted model, not a curated record